Misgurnus anguillicaudatus (oriental weatherfish) is the source of this 2441-nucleotide messenger RNA. RefSeq names its product phosphatidylinositol glycan anchor biosynthesis, class T (gene pigt). NCBI's taxonomy places the organism in Eukaryota, Metazoa, Chordata, Actinopteri, Cypriniformes, Cobitidae. The record is from RefSeq and is a predicted model, not a curated record. Gene Ontology annotation, biological process: attachment of GPI anchor to protein. Gene Ontology annotation, cellular component: GPI-anchor transamidase complex.
CUCCUGUCGUCUUGCACAUGCAGGAAGUGUUGCAUCAAGGGAAGCGGAGGCAAAAAUGGCAGCGCACAGGUGCGGUUUGGCUCUAGCAUUUAUUUUGUUAUUUUUUAUCUUAGAGCACCGCGGCUCCUGUGAUGUUCUUGAAAAAUCAGAUGAUAAUAGAGAAGAAAAACAAAGCGCUUCAGACGCGUCGCGUGAGCUUAACACCGAUGCUAAUAAUAUCAUUGGGGAUGAUCCGAAUGAAAGGCAAUGGCAAUCGACAGAUGUUGAGAUGGAUAAACCGGUUGACGCGACAGACAGUGAAUCUUCUGCACCACCAAAAGUAAAAGAUCAGUUUCAGGAGGAGUUGGUCAUCCGACCCCUGCACUCCGGUGACAUUUAUGCAAGCUUCCAGUUCCGCACAGUAUGGGACACAGAUUUCUUACUGGAGGGAGAGAAGGUUUUCCAUUACCGGCUCUUCCCCAAAUCCCUCGGCCAGGUGCUGUCCAAGUUUUCUGUGCGGGAGCUGCACAUCUCCUUCACCCAGGGCUACUGGAGGACCAUGCAGUGGGGACAGCCCUUCAUCCCCUCUCCACCUGGAGCUGAGCUCUGGGUCUGGUUUCAUGACACUGUCGCUGAUGUGGAUGGAAACUGGAAGGAGCUUACCAAUGUCCUCUCUGGAAUCUUCUGUGCGUCUUUGAACUUCAUUGACUCAACCAACACAGUGCAACCCAGUGCUUCAUUUAAACCGCUCGGUCUGGGAAACGCUACAGAUCACCGUUUUUUACGAUACGCAACAUUGCCACGUGAGAUCGUCUGCACUGAAAAUCUGACGCCCUGGAAGAAACUUCUGCCCUGUGGUUCUAAGGCAGGUUUGGCUGUUCUCAUGAAGUCAGAGAAGCUGUUUCACAGUAGUUUUCACUCUCAGGCUGUCCACAUCAGACCCGUCUGCCAGGAUGGGCAAUGCACCAGCACCGCAUGGGAGCUGAGGCAAACUCUCAAUGUCGUGUUUGAUCUUUACACUUCGGGUCAAGGCAAAAAGGAAUGGUCCCUGUUUAAGAUGUUUUCUAGGACUCUGACGGAGGCCUGUCCUCUUGCGUCCUCUAGUAAAGUUUAUGUGGAUAUCACAGAUAACCCUGAGGGGGAGCAGUUUGAGCUGAGCCCUGCCACUCCUGUCCUCAGCCAAGCUGUGGUGUUGGGGGAUCGCAGGACGUAUUCGGUGUACGACCUGACCAAAGCUGAGACUUUCGGACAGUUACGAUCACUCAAUCUUCUGCUACGAUGGAAAGGAGAAAGCGGUGAAAUGUUGCGUCCUCUGCUGCACGCAGAACGCUAUGUGGCCGGUUUUGGCCUUCAAACAGGGGAAAUUCACACUGUAAUCUACAAUAACCACCCAUUUCGAGCUUUUCCAAUAUUGCUGCUGGACUCCAUACCCUGGUACCUGAGGUUGUACGUUCACACCCUGACGGUCACAAGCAAGUCCCGUGAUAACAAACCAAGUUACAUUCACUAUCAGCCCUCUAAAGACCGCCAGCGUCCUCAUCUGCUUGAGAUGCUGAUUCAGUUACCCCCUCAUUCUGUGACCGAGGUCACCGUACAGUUUGAACGAGCCCUGCUCAAAUGGACCGAGUACCCUCCUGACCCCAAUCAUGGCUUCUAUGUUGGAUCUUCUGUGAUCAGUGCUCUGGUGCCAAGUAUGGUUGCAAUGAACACAAACUUCACACAGGAGCAACCGUUGUUUAGCACUUUUUUCCCAGUAAAAGAGGAAUCGAACUACUUCAUACGAGUCUACACCGAACCUCUGCUGGUGAAUUUACCUACACCCGACUUCAGCAUGCCGUACAACGUCAUCUGUCUCACCUGCACGGUGGUCGCGGUGGGAUACGGCUCAUUUUACAACUUGCUGACCCGCACGUUUCAGGUGGAUGAGCCGGGCCUGCCGCUGGCGAAGCGUCUGGCCAACCUGAUUCGUCGCAUCAGGGGAGUCCCACUGCUGACCUAACAGCUGAAAGAACUGUGACACUAAAACAACGGCAACUACUGGAGCUUUAAUAUGCUUUUUGGCCCUGUUAGGACCUGAAGACUUACUGUAUGUUUAACAAAUGAGCUCCUGUCUAUUACGGAUAAGUGUUUGGAUUAUUUUUCAGGAAGAAAUGUUUGUAAAAUUUUAACAACCGUGGCUUGUGAUGAUAAUGCACGGUUCGGUUUGCUCAGGCAUAGCAAGCACAGCCAAGGACAGGCGGUACAGCGUAACUACUGAUGAUGGAAACUUGCUAAGAAUGAAACAAAUAGUUUCCAAUUGCUGUAAUGCACUUUUAUUUAAAUACAUGUUGUUGUUUUGAAAGAUUGGACUGUUUUUACUUUUGUGCAGGCAUGGAAAGAUCACCAGGCUGGGUGCUGUUUUAUUCAGAUUGUGAAGCAGAUCUCUGAAUCUGUCCAAUAAUAAACUGAACAGAUACGAAUAA